Molecule: messenger RNA, 233 nt
Organism: Malania oleifera
Lineage: Eukaryota; Viridiplantae; Streptophyta; Magnoliopsida; Santalales; Ximeniaceae
Product: large ribosomal subunit protein eL39-like
Exons: 1
Coding region: 37-192 (51 amino acids)
Biological process (GO): translation
Cellular component (GO): ribosome; cytosolic large ribosomal subunit
Molecular function (GO): structural constituent of ribosome
Source: RefSeq, a predicted model, not a curated record
CCAUUUGGCUUCCUCUCUGAUCGUGAAGAAUUGAAGAUGCCGUCACACAAGACCUUCAGGAUCAAGAAGAAGCUGGCCAAGAAGAUGAGGCAUAACAGGCCUAUCCCUCACUGGAUCCGUAUGAGGACUGACAACACCAUUAGGUACAAUGUGAAACGCAGGCACUGGAGGUGUACGAAGCUAGGGUUUUAAGGUCGAAGCAUCUGCUUGUUCAUGUUCUAAUCAAGUGUUUU